AAAAAAUCUAUUGUGCUUACACAAACAUCAAAGACUGCGCUUCAGUUGAAUCUAAGAGGAUGAAAUUUCGUUGUCUCUGUAUAUUUAUAAUUCUCUUUCUAUUUCUUGGUGUUUCCAACAGCUUUAAACAAUUUUCCUUAUUUUCCCGUGUUCCAGAAAAUGAUAACAAGCGUCCAGCUGUCACUGUUUCGGAUGAGAUAGACGGAAUACAGAGUUUGUCCUCUUGCAUUUCGUAUGGCAAAUUGGAUUAUACUGAAAUUUUCUUCAACAAAUUGACAAAUAAAUGUGUAAUUUCAAAGUCAGAGGGGCUCUCACAAAUGAUUGUUUCGUCAGGAUAUAUACAUAUGUCAACUACGGCAGAAAGUUCGACUGAUUGGAGAAUGCAUGGGAAAUCCCAAUACUGGCCGGUUUACUCAGGUAAAACAUGGAUCAAUGCGCAGAAAGAAUGUUUGAAAUACGGUUCAAAGCUCACAGAGAUUGAAACAGUCGAGGAAUAUGAUUUUGUGAAGAGCAUUGCUGAAGAAAUAGACGCAGCGAAUAUCCACAUUGGUGGCACAGAUGCAUUUGAAGAAGGAAAUAUGGUAUGGUGGUCAAGUUUGCUGUCUGAAAACCUUGGUCCUGGUUUGUGGACACGGAAUCAACCCGACAACUACGAUAAUAAUGAACAUUGUCUGAAUCUUCAAAGAACAUCAGACUAUAAACUAAACGAUAGUAACUGUCAAUCUGUGUUUCCCUUCAUAUGUGAACGCAGUGUUUGAAAACUAUAUCAAUAAGGAAACGAA
Molecule: messenger RNA, 782 nt
Organism: Saccostrea cuccullata (small rock oyster)
Lineage: Eukaryota; Metazoa; Mollusca; Bivalvia; Ostreida; Ostreidae
Product: lectin-like
Exons: 4
Coding region: 60-758 (232 amino acids)
Molecular function (GO): signaling receptor activity
Source: RefSeq, a predicted model, not a curated record